Messenger RNA from Dermacentor silvarum, 2367 nucleotides. Its product is annotated as putative nuclease HARBI1. The record is from RefSeq and is a predicted model, not a curated record. The transcript has 3 exons. Bases 99 to 1109 code for a protein of 336 amino acids. Lineage: Eukaryota; Metazoa; Arthropoda; Arachnida; Ixodida; Ixodidae.
CUUAUCGCAGAACUUUUCUCGUACUUAUCGCCGUGAUAAGUAAGGCUUGGUUAAGGUAGCCUCCGACCUACCUUAACGCUCCCUUGUAAACAAACAAAAUGGCGGCGAUGGACGACAACUUCGCGGAGUUCGUUAACUAUCUGGAGCGUCGUGAGGAAAUAAUGCGUGGGGCAGCCUAUUCAUACGCGUCACCGCCACGGCGAGUGCUCAGGGAUCGCUUGAAUCCCAUGGAAGUGUACGACGACUACGAGUUUUUGUGCCGUUAUCGAUUUACAAAAAGGACCGUGCAGCAGCUGCUCGAUAGGCUGCCUCUGCGGGAGAACACCGAUGGACGUGGGUUCCCUGUGCCGCCUCUCCUGCAGCUGCUCAUCACACUGCGCUUCUAUGGAGCCGGCACGUUCCAAAUUGUGACCGGCGACCUAGUGAAUGUUUCACAGCCGACAGUGUCACGGGUAAUCGAACGCGUAUCGACUAUGAUCGCCAGAAGCCUAUUUCCUGUGCUUGUGCAAUUUCCCGCCGCUUCAAAAAUGAGCGGUGUAAUGCAAGAUUUCUAUAGAAUAGGCAAGUUUCCCGGUGUGAGUGGGUGCAUUGAUUGCACCCAUGUGCCAAUUAAGAGCCCCGGUGGUGACCACGCCGAGGUGUACCGCAACCGGAAAGGAUACUUUUCGAUAAAUGUUCAGGGAAUCACGGGGCCCGACCUACAAUUUUAUGAUGUAGUGGCUAGCUGGCCAGGGUCUGCCCACGAUAGCAGAAUUUUCGACAGCAGCCGCGCCAGAGUGCUGUACGAGACGGGUGCCAUCCCCGGUAUUCUUCUCGGAGACAUGGGCUAUGCCUGCAGGUCAUAUCUGAUGACUCCUCUCAAGGAUCCUGCCCAAGGCACCCCAGAGUACAGGUACAACAAGUCGCAAGCAAAAACAAGAAACAGCGUGGAACGUGUGUUUGGAAUUUGGAAGAGGAGGUUCCCGUGCCUACAGAUGAAGCUGCAAAUUGACACAGACACCUCACUCAUAGUAAUCACUGCAUGUGCGGCGCUUCACAACCUUAGCAGAAUUCUACAUGACCCAUGCCCUCCGAAUGUACAGCCCCACACUGCACCCAGUGUUCAAUAGCCUACACCAACUUUGCCGAAUGGACAGCCGCAGAUGGCAAUUCAAGACUCCAAUGGCUUCAGAACUCGCUCUCGUAUUAUAGCAAAUUAUUUUUCAUAAAUGCAUGUAAACUUUGUAUUGCACUUUAUAUUCCAAUAAAUACAUUUUCAUCAUCAUCAUAUUCCUUUUUAUCAAACAAAAAUAGAUAAGUAGGCAGCUUCAACUGGUGGACGCCAGGUACAGAGGUUAAGCGCUAGAGCGAAACACAGAAUGCAGCGCAGUUUUGUUUGUGACCCUAACUAGAAUCCAACCAGUACUCUUAUAUUUCACUUAGCUUGUCAAAUGACACAAAUAUGGACAGGUGUCAUAUGACGAUUUAUUAGACGUCUCACGCAAUCGAGGCAGUCCACGAACGCUGAUGGUGUGUACAGCGACAGACGCAAGAGCACUUCUUCCUCUUCUUCACUACAAUGGCCACCAGGAGAGAAGAUGAGCCAUCCUGGCGACCUAUGGCGUAGGUAGGAUCAGGGGGUCAUAGUAUGGCUGAAGUCGGCUGACAUGAACCGUGUCACGUCCGCGAUGUCUAAGGUCGUGUGAUGGUGUCACAGGCUCGACAACGUAGUUAACAGCCGAGGUACGGUCGAUGACGCGGUAGGGACCAUCAUAGCGUGCAAGAAGUUUGGUUGAAAGGCCAGGGCUGUGAGGUGGGAUCCACAACCAAACAAGGGAACCAGGCGGAAAAUGUGGUGUAGGCACGUUACUGUCAUGCCGCAGCUUUUGGCGACCUUGGGCGGCGGUCGUAAGGGUACGGGCGAGCUGCCUACAGUCCUCUGCGUAUUUGGCGGCUUCAGACACUGGCGUGCAUUCAGAAGCGUCGGGUCGGUAUGGGAGCAGGGUGUCCAUUGUACACGAGGGCUCGUGGCCAUAUAACAGAAAGAAUGGCGAAAAGGCAGUGGUAGCUUGUGUGGCGGUAUUAUAGGCAUACGUUACGAAUGGCAAAAGAGUGUCCCAGUUACUGUGGUCCGAGGCAACGUACAUAGUCAACAUGUCACCGAGUGUGCGGUUGAACCUCUCUGUCAAGCCGUUCGUUUGCGGGUGGUAGGCGGUAGACUUGCGGUGAACGAUGCUGCAUGCAGCGAGAAGGGCUUGUAUUACUUCGGACAGGAACACACGCCCCCGGUCGCUGAGCAGUUCGCGUGGUGCUGCAUGUCGAAGAAUGAAGUUCCGCAAGAUGAAGAAGGCAACAUCACGCGCAGAAGCCGCCGGAAGUGCGGCAGUC